AUGUGCAACGAAUCAAUCAUCAAUAUAAAAUACGAUGACGAAUACAAAGUUCGGACUGAUUUAUCAAUACUCUAUAAGAACACGGUGUACGAUUAUACUCAGUAUCGAGUUGUGAAUGAUAGCAUAAAGAUUUGUAACUCCACUGAUAACAACGUACGCAAGAUUUGGAAGGUAAUCAAUAAACGGGUAAAGGCGAAAAUACAUAAAAAAAAUGCAAUAAACCCAUCAGAGAGUCAUGGUUGUACCAAAGGUAUUACACUGUGAAUAAGCAGUUCACUGUCUAUCUCGCAGCUACGAAUCAAUAUUUCACAAAAAACGAGUAUGGGGUGGAAGACGGUAAACCUUUUACAUGCCAAGAAAAGUUCAGAUCCACAUCAACAGAGUAUAGCAAGGAAGAUCUAUUAAUGUGCAACGAUUCAAUCAUCAAUAUAAAAUACGAUGAUGAAUACAAAGUUCGGACUGACUUUUCAAUACUGUAUAAGAACAAGGUGUACGAUUAUACGGAGUAUCGAGUACUCAAUGACAGCAUAAAGAUUUGUAACUCCACUGAUAACUACGUAAGGAAUAUUUGGAAAGUACGGAAUAUUUGGAAAGUACGGAAUAUUUGGAAAGUACGCAAUAAAUGGGUACAGGCGAAGAUGCAUAAAAAAAGUUGCAAUAAACCCAUUAGAGAGUCUUGGUUGUACCAACAGUAUUACACUGUGAAAAAGCAGUUCACUGUCUAUUAUGCAGCUACGAAUCAAUAUUUCACAAGAAAUGACUAUGGGGUGGAAGACGGUAAACCUUUUAUAUGCCACGAAAAGUUCAGAUACAUAUCAACAGAGUAUACCCAGGAAGAUCUAUUAAUGUGCAGCGAUUCAAUCACCAAUAUAAAAUACAAUGAUGAAUACAAAGUUGGGACUGACUUUUCAAUACUCUACAAGAACAAAGUGUACGAUUAUACUGAGUAUCGAGUUCUGAAUAAUGGCAUAAAGAUUUGUAACUCCACUGAUAACUACGUAAAGAAUAUUUGGAAAGUGCGCAAUAAAUGGGUAAAGGCGAAAAUACAUAAAAAAGUUGCAAUAAACCCAUUAGACAGUCAUGGUUGUACCAAAAGUAUUACACUGUGA
Paramuricea clavata is the source of this 1109-nucleotide messenger RNA. NCBI's taxonomy places the organism in Eukaryota, Metazoa, Cnidaria, Anthozoa, Malacalcyonacea, Plexauridae. The record is from the annotation of a GenBank genome assembly.